AUGUAUACUUAUAGAUAUCCUAGAAUUUUAAAAGGUAAGAAAUCGACAAAAGAAGCCACUGAUGAACACGUAAACUCUGGUGAUAAGCUUUUUCCAAAGAUAAAACCAAGAAACAUCAACAUAAAUUAUGUAACCGAAGAAAAAGAGACGAAGACUAUCAUCACAUGCGUGAGUUUACCUUCUGCUUUUCACUUUAGCUCGAGGCUAAGUCUCGUGGAUGUUCCGGCUUAUGGUUCCUUGUCGUUGUCGUCUCUCAAAACUCUUCGCCUUUUAUCCGUCAAGUUCUCAAGGGACGAAUCUGUUCAGAAGCUUCUAAGCAUUUGUCCAGUUCUUGAAGAGUUGGUUGUAAGACGAUCCGGAUAUUCCAAUGUGAAGAUCUUCACUAUCAAUGUGCCUACUUUGACGAGUUUAUAUAUUAAUUAUUUAAAACUGGGAUCUCAACCCGCGGGUGUUCAUGGAUUUGUCAUAAAUGCUCCUUCUUUAAGGUACCUGAACAUUAAAGACCGUCACAGUAACUAUUUGCAGUUCACAAAUAUGCCGGAGCUUGUCAAGGCGAAUGUUGAGGCUGUUUGUAAUCAAUCCGAGAGUCUAAUAGGAUCUCUUGCCUCAGUCCGUCAUCUCUCUUUGUGUUCUAGAUUUUCAAACAUUCCAUACCAUGAUGUAGGCCCUUCCUUCGUCUUUCUUGAACAUCUAGAGCUGUGUACAUGUUCGUCUGAGUGUUGGAAUCUACUUGCCCGCAUGGUUAAAGACCCUCUAAGACUUCGAGUUCUCAAGCUUAAGUCGGUGGUGCUUGUUGUUAUUUUCCAUGACGCCAGUGUUUCUUAUUGGGAAGAAAUAACGUACAAGGAAUGA
Eruca vesicaria subsp. sativa (arugula) is the source of this 852-nucleotide messenger RNA. The record is from the annotation of a GenBank genome assembly. NCBI's taxonomy places the organism in Eukaryota, Viridiplantae, Streptophyta, Magnoliopsida, Brassicales, Brassicaceae.